Messenger RNA from Hymenoscyphus albidus, 2185 nucleotides. The record is from the annotation of a GenBank genome assembly. NCBI's taxonomy places the organism in Eukaryota, Fungi, Ascomycota, Leotiomycetes, Helotiales, Helotiaceae.
AACGCAACAUCCACCGACACCGACGUUCUCAACGUCCAAAGUUGAAACUACGAGUACUGGUACCGGUCACUCGGCUGUUCUCCCACGUUCAGAUCAAUAUGCGCCAUUGACAUCAAACCAUGAGUUCGAGGCCGGAUAUAGUGUACUCGGUACGGGUACAGUAGUGGCAGUUUGAGAGAACUUGCGCUCAAUGAACGCAUGCUGUGCGAAUACUGUGCGUACGGUGCGUAGUGCACGUACUGUACGAAGGUACUCCGAAGUAUCUACCAGUAUCAAAAUAUCCCACAUGUCAUUGCGACUGUCAUAAUACGAUAGUGCGCUAAUACAACCUUCCCUUUUAGGAAUGGCUUACUUGGUACGGUUACGCCCAGGUUAUGGUGAGAUGGCUGAUCUUGACAAGCACCACCUCCAAGAUCCUUCUCUUCUCUUAUUUCCUGGUCGGUCCGGUUGACUGAAUUCUUGGAGACGAUGGAGUGCGGAUACUGUGCCCUACCAAACGUCUAGUGUCGCGGCCAAUAAUAGCAGCGCCGAUGGCUCUCUGUCUUCAAUUCUUCCCUUGAUCCUAUUUUCCUUACUCCAACAUACAUCGAAUCCAUACUGGUGCUGGCAUACAAUGAAAAUUUCCAUCAGCCACGGUUGUCAUUUCAUGAACUUCCCUCUGCCAAAGAUAUAUAUUCUUUUUCUUACAUUUUAGCGACUUGGCCCAAGUCGAAAAGUCAAGAUCGCCAAGUCAAACCCUAAGUCCGAUCCAAGUGUAUCUUCAAACAGGUCUGAGGUCGUCCGAAAUCUCUCCGCUGCCUCCAUGUUGCCUUUUUCGCUGGCUUGACGAAUCACGCGGGAGCGUACGCAUGGUGUUUUGAAACAUACACGACGAUUACGAUUAACGAUCUCCACCUUCCGCCACGCGCGCACUUUGUCCACCUUCAAUCCUUACAAUUGUGGAUCUGAACUGAGGAUCCACAUCACUAGCCAGGAGAUACUUCUACAGUCUUCAUCCUUCAUCCUUCACAAUUCUUUCCUUGUCUUUGCAAGGUCACUCAAUCUUUCAUUCUUCAUACUCUAUUAAUUCACAUCUCUAGGUUGAGCAGGCUCAAAUACUACUUCUUAUAUUCAUAAUGUUGUCCUCAUAUAUCGUUGCUCUCGCCAUGGCGGGUGCUGUUAAUGCUGCCACUCCAGCUGGCUUCGAACCCGCAGCGACGGCUGAUCUCUUUGUGGCAUUUGGUCAAAAGGCUGCGGUAAACGGUGUCUUGAUUCCAAGAGCUGGUUAGUGCUUGAUUUGAUCUUUUGCAAAUAUGACCCAACUAACUAGAUCCAGAUACCGCAAGGAUCCCAGUCAUUGGAACGAAGGAGAAGCUCGUCGGUACCUACGCAAUCAUCAUGACCGAUCCAGAUAUUCCAGGCGCUCCAGCAGACGGAAAGACUGGCCAAUUCCUCCACUGGCUACAAACCGAUUUGGUCUCAGCGGAAACUGCUACAACAAUUGGUGGACAACAGAUCUUCCUCCUCACCAACUCAACCGCACCAGCAGCAGCAUACGUCCAACCAAGUCCCCCAAACAGAGUUCCAGUUUCUCACCGAUACGUUGAACUGUUAAUCAACACAACCGGUAGUUCAGUCGCCACCACGAUGCUCAACGCUGCCGGCAAGACACGAACCGGCUUCAGUGCCCUCCAAGUCGUCAACCAAGCAGCCGCCCAAGUCAUCGCAGGAAACUUUUUCAACGUCACCAACGAGCAAGCAUUAGGAGGAGGAACAGGAGGACGUGCUGCCCCAUCUGGAGCUGCACUGCCUACUGGUACAGCACGUCCAGGUUCAGGUACAGGCUCAGGAAACGCAGGACGUGCUGGUGCAUCCGGAGCACCAGUACCUACCGGCACAGGACGCGCAGGCUCAGGAAAUGGACGCGCAGAUUCCACAGCUGGCCGAGCGGCUCCUACCAAUCCCGCUGGUGCCGCCACGCCUACCACUGGAGGCCGUCGACCAUCCAAUUCUACCUCCACUAACCGACCGGUCUCGACGGGUGCUGCUACCUCAAUGUCCCAGGACAAUGGGCUCGCUAUGUUCGCCGGACUGGUGGCUAUGAUUGCUAGUUUUGCCAUGUUGUAAGGUGGAAGGGAGAGCUUUUGUUUUGUUGUAUAAUUGUGGAUAUAUAAAGUAUAUUACCUAUUGAUGAUAAAAUAUCGAA